This is a messenger RNA of Recurvomyces mirabilis, 2112 nucleotides long. RefSeq names its product medium-chain fatty acid-CoA ligase faa2 (gene FAA2). The record is from RefSeq and is a predicted model, not a curated record. The coding region runs from base 1 to 2112 and encodes 703 amino acids. The transcript has 2 exons. Gene Ontology annotation, biological process: long-chain fatty acid metabolic process. Gene Ontology annotation, molecular function: long-chain fatty acid-CoA ligase activity. Lineage: Eukaryota; Fungi; Ascomycota; Dothideomycetes; Mycosphaerellales; Teratosphaeriaceae. Gene Ontology annotation, cellular component: membrane; endoplasmic reticulum.
AUGAGUGCCUUGGCCUUGAACGAGGCCGCGAAGGUACAUGCACCACCACCACCAGGAGCACCAUACAGUCUACCCUUGUCUGGCUCCCAGCAGCCUGGUAGGAGUCCAGUCUACCGGCAUUGGAGACGACAGGAUGGCUUGCUGCACACCCUCGAUCCUGCCGUGACCACGAUCCACGAGCUCUUCGAGCAGAGCGCGAAGAUUAGACCGAAUAGACGGUGCCUCGGACAUCGACCUUAUGAUCCUACUACCAAGAUCUAUGGCGGCUAUGUCUGGCAGACGUACGGCGAGGUGCAGAAGAGGAGAGCCAAUUUCGGAGCGGGUCUUGUGACAUUGUUGGAGCGGAUGGGGAUCAAUGGUACACAGCAUGGUGUUGGUCUGUGGUGUCAGAAUCGACCGGAGUGGCAGAUUUGCGAUCUAGGAUGUGUGUCGCAGUCGCUGUACACUGUCUCGAUAUAUGAUACACUAGGGCCUGAUACGACGGAGUAUAUCAUCAAUCACGCGGAGUUGACUUCAGUCUGCGCUUCGAUCAAUCAUAUUCCGACGCUCCUGAAGCUGGCCCCGAGAUGUCCUUCGUUGAAGAUCAUCGUUUGUUUGGAUCCGCUGUCCAAUGGAGAAGAGCUGGCUGGGACGUCGAAGAAGGAUUUGUUGAAUGCUAUUGCUGCGCAGCAUGGUAUUCAGAUACACUACAUUGAGGAUGUGGAGGCUUUGGGCGAGGCAACACCGCGACCGUAUCACGCUCCGCGACCGCAGGAUAUUGUGACGAUCAACUACACUUCUGGUACUACUGGUAAUCCCAAGGGCGUCCUUCUCACCCACGCAAAUGCUGUCUCUGCCGUAUCUGCUGUUAUGACGGUCACCAAGCUCGGCCAAAACGAUGUCAUGUGCUCGUAUCUACCGCUUGCCCACAUCUACGAGCGUGUAACCGAACAGACUAGUUUAUGGGCGGGUACAUCGAUCGGCUACUUCCACGGCAGCAUCAUUGAAUUGGUGGAGGAUAUCAAGCUCCUACGGCCAACACUUUUCAAUAGUGUCCCGCGACUGUUCAAUCGCUUCGGUGGUGCGAUCAAGGCUCAGACGAUAGAGGCGCCAGGUUUCAAGGGCUCUUUAUCCCGUCAUAUCGUGCAGACGAAGCUCGCGAACCUCAAGAAUGCCGAACCCGGCAAGGCUACCAACCGCCACUUCCUCUACGAUCGCAUAUGGGCGAAGAAGGUCAGCGCCGCGCUAGGUAUGGACAGGACGAGAUUCAUGCUUUCUGGCUCUGCGCCUAUCGAUCCCGCACUCCAUCAAUUCUUGCGCGUCGUCUUCUCGAACCACUUCGCUCAGGGGUAUGGCUUGACGGAGACUUACGCGAUAGCUUCAUCACAAGGACCAACUGAUUUCGCUUCAGGUAGCACUGGUGGCGUGGCGCCUUGCGUCGAGCUGUGCUUACAAGAUGUGCCGGAUAUGGACUACUUGUCAUCGGAUAAACCGCACCCGCGUGGUGAGCUACUAGUUCGUGGGCCGAAUGUGUUCAAGGAGUACUAUAAGAAUGAAGCGGAUACGAAGAAAGCUUUCACCGAAGAUGGGUGGUUCCGUACGGGCGAUAUUUGCGCUAUUGAUGAGCAAGGUGGUUUCAGGAUUGUCGAUCGGGUGAAGAAUGUGCUCAAGCUUGCACAGGGCGAAUACAUCUCCCCGGAGCGGAUAGAGAAUGUGUAUCUCGGAAAUCUGCCCUGGCUCGCACAAGCAUAUGUGCACGGCGAUAGCACGCAGUCGAAUCUCGUCGCUAUCUUCGGUAUACAGGCGGAUCUAUUCGCGGGGUUUGUGAGUAAAGUCCUCGGCAAGCAGAUCGAUGCAGCGGAUAUCAAGGCGUUGGAGGCGGCGGCGGCAGAGGAUAAGGUGCGGAAGGCGGUGUUGAAGGAGAUGGAGAGGACGGGGAAGAAAGCCAAGUUUAAUAGCUAUGAGCAUGUUAAGGCGGUGCGGCUGCUGAAUGAGCCGUUUUCGAUUGAGAAUGAGCUGUUGACUCCCACUCUCAAGCUGAAGAGGCCGCAGACGGCGAAGAAGUUUCGGGCUAUGUUGGAUGAGAUGUAUGCGGAGGUCAACAGCCAGAGCGUACCGAGGGCGAAGUUGUAG